AUGGCCAAGAAAGGACGCGGACGUUCGAAGGGAGCCUUCGUCAAGGUCCAGAAGAACAAGGCCUACUUCAAGCGAUACCAGCCAAAGUUCAAGAGACGACGAGAGGGAAAGACCGACUACUUCGCCCGAAAGCGACUCUGUGUCCAGGACAAGAACAAGUACAACACCCCUAAGUACCGACUUGUUGUCCGAAUCACCAACAAGGACAUCAUCGCGCAGAUCGCCUACGCCCGGCUCCAGGGAGACGUCAUCGUCACCUCCGCCUAUGCCCACGAACUCCCACGAUACGGCAUCACCGUUGGUUUGACCAACUACUCCGCUGCCUACGCCGUCGGUCUCUUGAUCGGCCGACGAGUCCUCCAGAAGUUCGGUCUUGACUCCAUGUACGAAGGCCAGAUCGAGGUCGACGGAGACGAGUUCUACGAGGAGGCUGACGCCGGCGAGAAGGCUUCCUUCCGAUGCUACUUGGACACUGGUUUGGCCCGAACCUCCACUGGUGCCCGAAUCUUCGGUGUCCUCAAGGGUGCCGCUGAUGCUGGUCUCGACAUCCCCCACAGCCCCAAGCGAUUCCCCGGAUUCGCCGACGGCAAGCUCAACGCCGAGGUCCACAAAGACCACAUCUUCGGUGGCCACGUUGGUGACUACAUGGAGAAGCUCGAGGAGGAGAACGAGGAAGCUUUCAAGCGACAGUUCUCUCGAUUCAUCAAGGCCGGCAUCAACUCCGAGAACAUCGAGGAGAUGUACAGCAAGGCCCACGCUGCUAUCCGAGCUGACCCCGCCCCCAAGGCUAAGGUCGAGAAGACCGUCGACAAGAAGCGAUGGAACCGAGCCAAGAUCAGCUACGCCCAGCGACGAGCCCGUGUUGCCCAAGUCAAGGCCUCCUUCCUCCGCGCCCAAGAAGCAGAAGAGUAA
This is a messenger RNA of Oikopleura dioica, 912 nucleotides long. The record is from the annotation of a GenBank genome assembly. NCBI's taxonomy places the organism in Eukaryota, Metazoa, Chordata, Appendicularia, Copelata, Oikopleuridae.